GCCAGGUCAGGUCAAUAUGCCGCCCAACACGUCGUCGGAUCUGGCUGUGGCCGCGCUGCACUCAGCGUCUGUUCGCGGUCAAGUCGAGCAAGUGAGAGCGAUCCUUACCGAUGGCGUCGACAUCAACAAGGCCAACAGAGACGGAUUCACCCCCCUUCACCUUGCUGCCAACUUUAAGCGGCCAGACGUCACACAACUUCUUCUCAACGCUGGAGCGGCGCCCGACGUGCGCAACAAAAAGGGUGAGACGCCGCUGAUGGUGGCGGCGUACAAGUGCGAUGAGGGGUCGGCAGCGAUGCUUGUGGCUGCCGGCGCAAACGUCAACAAGCCAAAGAAAGACAAGGUUACCCCUCUGGCGGUGGCAGUGCGGCAGAACUCGCACCCUAUUGUCGAGCUCUUGGUGAACGCCGGCGCCGAUCCGACCAAGACCGAUAUCAGCGGCGCGAACGUGCUCCAUGUAGCCGCGCUCAAGAACAGCAUCGACGUCGUUCCGCUCCUCCUGGCGACUGGCAAACUCGAUAUCAAUGGAAGGACCAAAAGCGGUGCAACCGCGCUCUACAUCGCAGCUGCACGAGGCAACAUCGAGAUCGGCGAACUACUUCUUGACGCUGGGGCGGAUCCAAACAUGGCGAACGAGGAUGGCGUGACGCCGCUCUACGUGGCCGCGCGCGAAGGCCAUGCCGAGAUCACAGACAUGCUGAUCUCUCGAGGUGCUAUCGUGGAUCGGGCCAAGGCUGAUGGCAAGACGGCGCUGUACGUCGCGACUCGUGGACACCACACUGUGACGGCGAAGGCGCUCAUUGAUGCCGGCGCGUGCAUCAACGCCGCUGACGCGGUAGGCGACACGCCGCUGCAUGCGGCGGCGCGUGCUGGAAACAGCAUCAUGGUGGCGCUGCUUGUUGCCGCUGGUGCCGAGUGCAACGCGGCAAGGAAGGAUGGGACAACGCCGCUGUAUGUGGCAUCGCGCGAGGGCCACGGCAGUGUGGUCACGGCCCUGCUUGCUGCCGGCGCCAAUCCCAACCAAGCCAAGCUCGAUGGCAGGACUCCGGUCUUCAUCGCAUCACGCAUGGGUCGACUCACGAUUCUUAAGACGCUGGCCCGGGCAGGCGCGGACCUCUACAGCGAGUGCAACGCCGGCAUCACGCCGCUCGACAAGGCUGCGCAGUUCGGGCACACGGACGUGGUCGAGUGGUACAAUGCUGGUGACGAUCGCGACACAUCCGCCGGUGGGACCGCGUCUAUGGUGGCCGAAGCGGCGCAUGUUGCGGAGCUGAUGGCCGCAGCGGAGUCUCGCGAGGCAAAUGUUAUAGCGCGCGAGGAAGAAGUCAGCGCGCGCGAAGCCAAGGUCAGCGCGCGCGAGGCCGAGGUCGAGGCCAAGACGCACGAGAUCCAUGCGCUCAAGCUCGAGGUGUACCGACUCCACUCGGAGAAGACCGAGCAGACGUCCGCACUCGAAGAGUUGCGCAACGAGCUCGCCGACCGUCGUGACGAGGUCAUUCGGCGCGAGAUCAAGCUUGCAGACGGCAUGGCCGUUCUCAAGGUCCGAGAGAACGAGCUCCGUCACCUGACAGCCGAGCUGGACAAGCGCAACAAUUUGUUGUGCGCAAAGUCAGACGAGAUCUUCGCUCAGAGCGCAGAGCUUGAGCGCCAAAAGGCCGAGAUGGGCACGCGCAUCACCGCGCUCGAGAUUGUCGACGCGAACGAGGCGCUCGCAGAUGUCACGGCGAGGGUCGAGGCCAAGAAGACAGAGCUGGCCGAGGCGACCAGAAUGCUGGCCGCUGUUGAGCGUGCAGCUGCCGAGUGCGAAGCCACGAUCGCGCAGCGCAAGGCCAAGCUCAAUGUCUACGUCCGUGACACGAUGGCCGAGUGCGAGGCUGUGCAGUCGGCGACAACGCAGGCAAACUCCGAGCUUGCGCGGCUGCAGGCCGAGGUGGCGAGGGCGCGGGCGCGGGCGACGGCGCUCCGCUCGAGUAUCGGAAGUAGCAACGUUGCCGAAGAGGGCGAUGUCGACUGCGACGAGCUCCACGAGUCGGAGGUCUUCUCCGACGGCACCGCAAGCACAGCAUCGUUCUCCGAGUCGUGGGUUCAGGUCAGCGACGACGACGACGAGGGGACAGCGACCAAUUUCGACGAUGGCGAGGUUGAUCUCGGCAACGACCAAGUCAUUGAGAUUGGCAACGAGGCUAAUGAGGAAGCGGGCGAGUCUGCACGUCAAUCCGGGUGGAUGGCGGCUUUCCUCUCGUAG
Thecamonas trahens ATCC 50062 is the source of this 2245-nucleotide messenger RNA. RefSeq lists its product as uncharacterized. The record is from RefSeq and is a predicted model, not a curated record. Gene Ontology annotation, molecular function: protein binding. Bases 17 to 2245 code for a protein of 742 amino acids. The transcript has a single exon. Lineage: Eukaryota; Apusomonadida; Apusomonadidae.